CAGAGGCAGAGUGAGCUCGUUCGGGCUGGGCUGGGAUCUGAGCUCGCACAAACCUCUCCCCGGCAGACUCAUCCUUCCUGGGGGGAAGAGUCGGAGCCCCGAGCCCGCCGGCCAUGAGUCACCUCUACAGCCCCCACCUCUCCCCUAUGGGCUCUCCGUCCAUGCUGUACCUCCCUGCCGCGCUGGGCUUUGCCCCCAGCAGCGCAAUCACCCGGCAGGACCCUCCUCAGAAACCCCCCUACAGCUACAUCGCCCUCAUCGCCAUGGCCAUCAAAGAGGCUCCGGAGCAGAAGGUGACCCUCAGCGGUAUCUAUCAGUUCAUCAUGGACCGCUUCCCUUUUUACCACGACAACAAGCAGGGCUGGCAGAACAGCAUCCGCCACAACCUCUCCCUCAACGACUGCUUCGUCAAAGUGCCCCGGGAGAAGGGUCGGCCGGGGAAAGGCAGUUACUGGACCCUGGAUCCGCGCUGCUUGGACAUGUUCGAGAACGGUAACUAUCGCCGGAGGAAGAGGAAGCCCAAAGCUUCGGGGCCGCCGGAGGUUCGCAGCGGUUCGGCUCCCCCCGACGGCGUCCGCCCCGACGAACCCAAGCGGGCCAAAGGGAGCGAGGCGGAGCAGAGUCCGGCGGGGGAUUCGGCCGAUGAGGGGGUUGCGAGGCCG
Molecule: messenger RNA, 662 nt
Organism: Meleagris gallopavo (turkey)
Lineage: Eukaryota; Metazoa; Chordata; Aves; Galliformes; Phasianidae
Gene: FOXL1
Product: forkhead box L1
Biological process (GO): regulation of transcription by RNA polymerase II; anatomical structure morphogenesis; cell differentiation
Molecular function (GO): DNA-binding transcription factor activity, RNA polymerase II-specific; RNA polymerase II cis-regulatory region sequence-specific DNA binding
Source: RefSeq, a predicted model, not a curated record